Molecule: messenger RNA, 2856 nt
Organism: Bufo bufo (common toad)
Lineage: Eukaryota; Metazoa; Chordata; Amphibia; Anura; Bufonidae
Gene: TNFRSF1A
Product: TNF receptor superfamily member 1A
Exons: 10
Coding region: 302-1543 (413 amino acids)
Biological process (GO): signal transduction; inflammatory response
Cellular component (GO): membrane raft; mitochondrion; signaling receptor complex
Molecular function (GO): tumor necrosis factor receptor activity; tumor necrosis factor binding
Source: RefSeq, a predicted model, not a curated record
UCUUCGUUUCUGGGAUACACAGAGAGAGGACGGGAAGAGCAGGUGACGUAGAAAGGAGGGGAAGAGACAGAACCUCGGGGAGGAACCAGCGAGAGGAGCCGUCAGACUUCUAGGGCCUGAUAUGAGGUUGGGGGGUUCCAGGAACGAGGCUGACCCCCAACGCUCUCACAUGUGAAGAGUCGACUCUUUUUGGAGACCCCGGAGCGGAGUUCAAUGUCGCCCCAAGGAUAAUACGUGUCCAGGAGUCUGGGGAAAAAAUGAGUAAAACUUCCUGUCCGACCGUGCGCUGGAAAUAGGCAAAAUGAGUGGACUCUUCCUCGCGAUCUCCUUAUUCUGGGUUUUGCCCGUCAUAUGUCACACGUUGGAUGUUCCCUUACAGUCGGCUCUGCUGAUAAAAGGUGAACCGGUGGGGUUCAGGACGUCAACCCACCGGCACAAAAGAUCCGAGACGCUGAACGGAGCCGUAACCUGCAAAGAAGAUGAAUACAGGGCGAAAAGGGGGAAACACUGCUGCAACAAAUGUCUGGCGGGUUUCAUGUUGGACGCCGAAUGUUCUGCAGAAGGAAUGAAAAGUAAAUGUGAACCUUGUGAAAAGGACUCCUAUAGAAAAAGUCCAAGUUCCUCGAAAUUUUGCGUACCGUGUACGGACUGCCUGACCCAAUUUGGACAAAUUACGUUGCAAUCCUGCACUAGAAUAAAUGAUACCGUAUGUGGAUGUCCUGCUGGUUAUUACAAGUCUAGUAGCGAUCGGAAAUUCACAUGCCUAAAGUGCAGUGAAUGUGAGAAUGGGAAGCCACACUACCAAUGUACAGCCGACCGCAACGCAGUGUGUAUUUGCUACGCCAACUUUUUCCUUGACUCUUACGGAAAUUGUCGCCCAUGUAAAGAGUGUAACCGUACAGAUCACUGUGUGAAUCACUGCCCUCCAGAGCCUGAAGAGAGUAAAAAGCCAAAAGAAUCAAACGCUGUUACGGUUGUCUUAGCCUGUGCAAUGGGCGCCGUUUUCCUGGCUUUGGUGAUUACAGUGGUUGUCACAACGCGUAAGAAGUUGGUCUCCGCUUUCCAGAAGAAGAGUCCACUCCCUACAAUCAACGUACCAGGAAGUGGACAAUUGAGCACUCCUCUGAUGAAGAGCUCCUCUUCAACGGGUAAAUUAGAUUCUCUCCCAGGACACGCUGGUUAUUUUGUAGAAGAAUCUGGACUUCAACAACAAAAUAAUGCUCAAAAUUCUGGCCUUCCAUUACCAGACAUCACAUUACAGACCCAGACACCAAGCUUAAACACCACGCAAGUUCUCUACAAAAUCAUUGAAUGUGUUCCUGUUGGCAGAUGGAGGGAGUUUAUCCGCCGUCUGGGAGUCAGUAACCAUGUCAUUGAAACUUCUGAGCAGGACAACAGACAUUUCAAAGAUGCUCAGUAUGCAAUGCUCUCAUUUUGGGUUGAAAAUGAGGGUACAUCUGCAGCUGCAAGGGACUCACUGUUCAAAGUAUUAAGAGAGAUGAACUUGGGAGGCGUUGUAGAGAAGAUCGAGGAGAGCCUGUGACAGUGCUCUUCAGUGGAUGCUUGGCCUCGUAGGAAUUCUAUACUUGAUGUACUUUUAUAGGACCUUCUAACAACCAGUUGGUUGCGCUCUUUACAGGCCAAAGUUUACAGCUAAAACACGUGUACUUCAACCCAUCUCAUGUUAUACUUGUGGUUGAAACUAUAUUAAAGAGUUUGUCCAGGUGAUAUAAAAAAAAACAUUUUUAAAACAGGCUCAAAUCGUGUGUAAAAUAAUAAGUCACCGGUCCCCUGGCACUCCCAUUUCCUUGUUCCCUGCCAACCUCUACUUCGCAGUGACCCACCUUAGCCACUGUGAUCUUGAGGGGAACCAGUAGGGAGAAGAGAACGUCAGAGGACUGGAAAGUAUCAGGAAUGGGAGCAGUGAGAGAUCAGUCUGAGCCUGCUUUAAAAAAAAUGUCAUCGACCAAACAACACUGUAAGGUCAACAGACUCUUAUAUUCUUAGAUUACAUUGCAGAUUAUCACUGCGAUAUAGCUUGUUCCACCAAGUUCCAGUACACGGCCAGUCCUUUGUAGUUGACCCAUACAUAUAGCUGCCUGGAUAUACUCCUACUGAGGUCCUACAAAGGUGAAAACCAAAGACAAAGAGCAAAAAAGUAUUAAGAACAGCUGAAUGAAGACAUACUGCAUGAAGUCCUCCCACUGCCAGGAUGGAUCUCCCACCUGUUAUGACCAAGCUUGGCCUGAGGUUGACUGAAAUCAACAGCUUCUGCAACCAUAUCCACACUGAUGGCAACCAAUAUUCCUCUGUUCUAUUUUCAGUAUGUGACUAGUUUCUGCCAAGUGUCCAGUCAUUCUGAUUUCCAGUCUCCACACCACAAAACUGUCCGGUAUCACUAAAGACUCCCGAGAACGUGGAUGCAACCGGGCAGGAGUCUUUUCCUACCUUGGAUUUUAACUUCUAAAAGGCUUGCCCCAUUUGACUCAUAACCUUUGUAGGAAUCUCCCAUUUCAGUGUAAAAUAAUUGUUCUAUAUAUUUUUGAAACCAUAGACCUUGUAUAUUUUUGUAUGCAGAUUCUUUUAACGAAAAGACAAAUGUAACAAGUGAUUUUACAUGGGGUGGCCUUUUAAAGAUGGUUAAAAAAUACAAAGAUAAGCUGAACACGUGAUGAACACAUUUUUACUUACCAAAAUUCUGUGCCGUAAUCUGAAAUAACAUACAUUCUAUACUGCAGGUUUUAUCCAAGAUUGCGUUACAUUGAAAGCUUUUAGAGGUUACCAUUUGGUGGGCAAAGGGUGAAACUAGAUAGAGGUUGUCCUAACCUGAUUUUACCAUAAGCAAUCGAAUAACCU